UUCAGCCAUGUCCGAUUAAAGAUGAGCACGCUAUCGGGGAUACAAGUUUACAACUUUACAGGAUCGCCAUUUUACACUUAAAUUUCAACAUCUAACACUCAAACUGCGGCAUCGCAACAUUGCGUCAUUUGUUUUAAGUGAAGGGACGAAGUUGUCAAGAUGGAAACGUCAGUUCUUGUUGGAUUUAUCCUGAUGGGAACUUUAGGCGGGGUUGGGUUCUAUACUGCAAAUGCCCAGCAAUUAGGGUUCUGCCAUCAGGCCUUUAAUGUGAGGUUUCUCGGACACUGUUACUGGAAAAACAGAGCAGACAGAUGGGCCUCCGCGCAAAGUAACUGUGAAAGUAUUCUCGCUGGAAGUCAUCUCCUGACUGACAUGACAGAGGAGAAACACCAGGAGCUGUUGAAUCAGUUUUCUGACUUAGACUCGUUCUGGCUCGGACUGAGCGACAGAGGAACGGAGGGAAGUUUCGUCUGGGAUGACCUUGCGGACACUCCGCUGGGGUCACCCACACAGUGGGACCCAAACACGCCGAACACAGGGGGGAGAGACUGUGUCGCCAUCACGGGCAGUAGCUGGGUUCCCAUGGACUGCAACACGCAGCUACCAUACAUCUGUGAAAAAGACGUUGACGAGUGCGCUGAUAACCCCUGUGACGAGCAUGCCGUCUGCACCAACACCAAGGGAUCCUUCACCUGCACCUGCGACGACGGCUACACGGGCAACGGUUUAACGUGCACAGCCCGAUGCAGCCAAAGCUGUAACGCCAGCGCGCUAUGCCGCAGCACUGACGGGUCCAACUACGCCUGUGUUUGUAAUGACGGCUUCGAGGGCGAUGGAGUAACUUGCACUGAUAUAGACGAGUGUCUAGAUCCGGAUGCCGCCCGGUGCCACGUAGAACAUGGAAAUUGCGUCAACACGCCGGGAUCCUUUGACUGUUUCUGUAACCCCGGGUACCAGCGAACAAGCGGAGACCUCCAUGAGUGUGAGGAUGUGGAUGAAUGUCUCGCCAUAAAGAAUCGCCAUCCCUGUUCACCGGACGCACACUGCGACAACUCCAUAGGCAGCUUUAGAUGUGACUGUAAUCCAGGAUAUACUGGGAACGGAUACGAAUGCGUAGAUAUUGAUGAGUGCGCUACGGGGCAACACAACUGUCACGUAAACGCGGACUGUGUCAACCAAGUGCCGGCCAGCAGCGAUCACGAAGAGGGCAGCGAACAUGACGCCGUAGUUGGGUUUACUUGCACUUGUAAGCCUGGCUAUCAAGGAGACGGCGUUACCUGUGAAGACGCAGAUGAAUGUCUGGAGACGCCCUAUCCUUGCGAUGCGAACGCGGACUGCACCAACAUCGUCAGUUCCUACACCUGCGCGUGCCGAGACGGUUUUCAAGGCGACGGAAUGAACUGCACUGACAUCGACGAGUGUGCCGGAGGCCAGGUUCAAUGCCACGCCCUAGCAACCUGCGUCAACACCGUGGGAUCCUACCUGUGUCGCUGUCGGGACGGUUUCCAAGGAGACGGGAUAACGUCGUGUGCAGAUGAGGACGAGUGCCUGGCGACCCCUUCACCCUGUCCCGCUAACACCGACUGUACCAAUAACGUGGGGUCCUACAGCUGUCAGUGUAAGGCUGGGUUUACCGGAACUCCUCCUGACAACUGCAUCGAUGUGGACGAAUGCGCCAAUAAUGCUCAACUCUGCAAUGCACCGUCAGUCUGCGUCAACACACCCGGUAGUCACGUGUGUCAAUGCACGAACGGAUACCAGUAUGACGGGUCUCAGUGUGUGGAUGCUAACGAGUGCGAUGGGAAUCCCUGCGAUCCUAACGCAGACUGCGCGAACACAGUGGGGAGUUAUACUUGUACUUGCCGCCCUGGGUUUGUAGGCAACGGCUUGGUCUGCACCGAUGUCGAUGAGUGUACAGGAACACCAUGCCACGUGAACGCAGACUGUACGAAUACUAUUGGUAAUUACACCUGCACCUGUCAUGUUGGCUACGAGGGCGAUGGGAAGGUGUGCAAUGAUGCCGACGAGUGCAGCCGGACUCCCCGACCGUGCCAUGACCAAGCCGACUGCACCAACACCCCUGGUUCCUACACCUGCCGAUGUAGGGUUCCUUACAGAGGAGACGGUAUCCAAUGCACCAACGACCCGAACACGAACUGUGUGACCGGCGCAAACGGAGUGAUAACCUGCACGUGUAAACCUGGCUACACUGGAAACGGUUACACCUGCACCGACGCUGACGAGUGCGCCGGAACACCAAGACGCUGCCAUGAACAGGCGACCUGCACCAACACACUUGGGUCCUUCCGAUGCACCUGUAACCAAGGAUACCAGGGAGACGGACUCACCUGUACAAGUACUACUGGUGGGGUUUGUGCAGGUUUUGCAGGGGGCAGUCACGGCACACAUACCUAUCAAGUCGUGCUGGACGGCGUUACCCUGACAGACGAGCUGCGAGAUACUAACACGGAACCCUACAGAAGUCUGACAGCAGACAUAGCAGUCUUGGUGAAUAACGUGAUGAAGACGACACAGCAUGCAGGCAAAGUCAAGAACGUCUUGGUCACACGGCUGAAGGAGGUGGAAGGAGAAGUAGUGGCUGUGUAUGACGCCUGUCUGGAAAACGCCAACGCCGCACAGGGGCUGGAAAUACAGAACAAUAUACAAGCGGCCAGCAGCGUGGACAACACGCUUGGUAUCAACCUGAAAACAGCCUGCUAUCUGGAGUCAGACGACAGUAAUUGUCCGACAUCGGCCUCCGUCAGUGGAGGAGGAUCAGGACUGAACCCCAGUACAGCUAUUGCAUUGUGGGUUUCCCUGGCCCUGCUUCUUCUAUUGUUGCUGCUCGCAUUGUGCUGUGCUUGGAGACACCACAGAGGGAAAAAGUACUAUGAUGACAAGUCAGAGUAUGACUACCCUCCCUCAAUCCACGGAUCAGUCUACCACAGUCCUCAAAGCCACGUCUAUGAUUACCCAACAGCCACUGCGCCUACAGUCGUGCCAAUUGCACCACCGAUGCCCGAGUAUCUCGCCACGCGUCGCCCGUCCAGUCUGCGGAGGAAAAGCAUGUCGACAUCGGUACCACCAUAUUCUACACCGCGAAGACUAUCUAACGCAUCAACAGCGUAUACCAACCCUCGAAAACCCUCUCUUACCGGGUCAGCAUAUUCCCGCAAUCGACUCUCGUCUAUGCCAUCCACAUACAUCCCGAACGCACCCCUGCCAACUCUCAUGGAUGAUGACAUCGACUCUUCUGAAGGCCGCGAGGCUCAAUCACUUUCCUUCUUCACUGAUGAGGACCAAAAUGUGCACAGCAUGGAAGUCAGCCUCCAGAUGAAGUAAACGAAACUAGAAAGGCAGAACGUUUUCCCUAUAGCCAUGUGUCUAGCUACUCGCAUACAAUACCAUACCAUUAGGCUCUCCCCAAAGUAGUGUGUGAGGCUGAAAAAAGGAAUUAGGGCUAUGAUUAGGGUAUCUUAGUAGCCUGACGUGAUAGCUAGUACAGGCAGAUAGCCUAGGUAGCCAGGCCUAAUGCACAGCCCAGACUUUUCUGUAAACCUUUUCUGCUAUAAGGAUGAAAGAAAAAACACAGCAAAAACAGUAUGUUUUCAACAAACCUUGCGGACUUGCUUAUAACUGCAUGUUACCCACUUUUAAGGAAAUGAGUACUUGUCAUUAGGCUGUCAACGUGGUUCUUAAAGAAGAGUGGGAAGAAUUAUUUGAAUUAAAAAUCAUAAAAUGACAUUACAGACAUAACAUUUAUAGAAAAAUGGUGAAACUAAUAUAUUUAUUACUUCUUCUUUUUUAAUUUUUCGGGCGACAGGAAUAUGCUUUUCUGAGCCAAAUUCAAUGAUUUGAUAAUAUUGGUUGUUCAUUUUAUACAUCGAUACUUAUAAGUCUCUGGAUAUGCCCAGAGAAUCAGUAUAAAUCCCUUGUUUAGUCCGUCCUGUUUAUUGCUAGUAAUGGCCAUACAGGCAUCUUAGGUAGGUAAAUCUUCCAUCAACCAUCAUAAAACGUACGUUGUUUAUCUAAUAUGUUAGUGGUACCGGUAAUGGAACAAAAUGUGUACAGUUAUUUAGUUUAGUUAGUUUUUUAUCACUACUACGUUGCAGUCAGUAAAGCUAGCAAAAUGAAGGGAAAAGCGGAAAAUUACUACUAAGGACUGUAAAUUGACCCAAAGCAGCUGGCGUUGGUAGUUACAGUGAAGCAAUACUAUAGCAUACUUACUUUCUUGUAUAAUACUAUGGAUAAGCUAAACUUUACCUUACCAACACCAAAUUAAUUGGGACUUACCCCCAAUUUUCAGCCGACUCUGACAGCCUUGUUCACGGAAUGGACCCGUCUGCUGUAGCUUACGACUUUCUUGUACAUACUUUUGUAUCGAAACCAAAGAUUUUGCAUACCUAUGACAUUUAUGAUUGUACAAGUAUAUUGUGUUAGUUAGGCACUCCAAAUGCAAUAAUUAUCUUUACUAUGGGGCGUACAUGACAAAAUAUGAACCUAUUGUGGAAAUAAUAUAAUAGUUUAUCGUGAUGUUCAAAAUGGUGCUAGAAAUACGUAAAAUUAUACAUACAUUGGAGUUGAAUUAAAUACAGAAAUGUA
Messenger RNA from Branchiostoma floridae (Florida lancelet), 4602 nucleotides. Its product is annotated as fibrillin-1-like. NCBI's taxonomy places the organism in Eukaryota, Metazoa, Chordata, Leptocardii, Amphioxiformes, Branchiostomatidae. Gene Ontology annotation, molecular function: calcium ion binding. The coding region runs from base 160 to 3342 and encodes 1060 amino acids. The record is from RefSeq and is a predicted model, not a curated record. The transcript is spliced from 17 exons.